AUCAUUCCAUUUGUAAGAUCUUAGGAUUGACUUUCAUCGCUUGCUCCAAAAAUCCUACGUAUAAAGCAGUAGCAAAAUUGAAAACUUGUAUUUUUGUCAAUUUUGUAUCAAAUGCAGAAUUAUUGCAGACACCAGAAUACCUGACUUAGAACAACCCGAAAUUUCUAAAUUUCCCUCCAAACUCCUAACCCAGGUAUUCUUUAGAUUGAUCGAUUAAUUCAAACAAUACGUAAAAUUGACCAAAAUUCCUCAAUCAGCAGUGAGUAGAAAGCAAACACAGCAGAAAUGGGACUUCUGAGUAUCAUUCGCAAAAUCAAGAGGAAAGAGAAAGAGAUGCGAAUUCUCAUGGUGGGGCUCGAUAAUUCUGGAAAAACUACCAUCGUUCUUAAAAUCAAUGGCGAAGACACUAGCGUCAUCAGUCCUACACUUGGUUUCAAUAUCAAGACCAUUUCCUACCAAAAGUAUACACUUAAUAUAUGGGAUGUGGGUGGCCAGAAAACAAUAAGGGCCUAUUGGAGGAACUAUUUUGAGCAGACUGAUGGUUUGAUUUGGGUAGUUGACAGUUCGGAUCUUAGACGAUUGGAUGAUUGCAGGAAUGAGCUGCAUAAUCUACUGAAAGAAGAGAGGCUAUCUGGAGCAUCUUUGUUGGUAUUUGCAAAUAAGCAGGAUAUACAAGGUGCGCUUUUGCCUGAUGAAGUUGCAAAAGUGCUCAACUUGGAUGCCAUGGAUAAGACACGACACUGGAAAAUUGUGGGUUGCAGUGCUUACACUGGAGAGGGGUUGCUCGAGGGAUUUGAUUGGCUGGUUCAGGAUAUUGCCUCUAGGAUCUAUGUGCUUGACUGAUGCUAGUCUUUGCUUCAUUGUUCUAUUGCUGACACAAAUUUACAGUUUGUCGAAGUCCAGAAUUUUUUAUCAUCUGAUUUUGUAUGGAGUACUUCAUAUGACUUCAACUUAAUCUUCUCAAGUGCAUCAGCUCAACUUCUUCUCUAGUGCAUCAGUGCCAUUGGUUGAAUGUGAUUCAAAGGACUACACAAUUUUGUUAAAACUUGAAUAUCGGGGAGGUUGUAGUCUUGUAGAUAGGCAGAUGCUUUUAGCAUCAGUUUGAGUUUGAUCCCCCUCUCCUCCAACCCCAAAUAUCUAUUACCCGUAAUACCUGAGUUUUGGGUUGUUUUUAUAUGCAUUAUGUUGUGGUGUGCCAUGGAUCGAAAUGUUUACAAUCUUUAUAUGCAGUUGUUUUCGUAC
Messenger RNA from Chenopodium quinoa (quinoa), 1242 nucleotides. Its product is annotated as ADP-ribosylation factor-like protein 2. Gene Ontology annotation, biological process: protein folding. Gene Ontology annotation, cellular component: microtubule cytoskeleton; cytoplasm. Lineage: Eukaryota; Viridiplantae; Streptophyta; Magnoliopsida; Caryophyllales; Amaranthaceae. The coding region runs from base 286 to 843 and encodes 185 amino acids. The record is from RefSeq and is a predicted model, not a curated record. The transcript is spliced from 5 exons. Gene Ontology annotation, molecular function: GTP binding; GTPase activity.